Molecule: messenger RNA, 1241 nt
Organism: Gekko japonicus
Lineage: Eukaryota; Metazoa; Chordata; Lepidosauria; Squamata; Gekkonidae
Gene: DHRS7B
Product: dehydrogenase/reductase (SDR family) member 7B
Cellular component (GO): membrane
Molecular function (GO): oxidoreductase activity
Source: RefSeq, a predicted model, not a curated record
UCGCCAGCGGUCCGCUGCUUUUUUCGGACCCCAGCGACGCGCCUCUGCACGCUUUCUAUUGGCCGGUUUCCUGACCGGCUCCGCCUCUCGCCUGAAGAAACGAGGGUGUGUUUUGAUUGGGUCAGCUGAGGGGAGGUCAGCCCGCUUCCGGGUGCGUGGUCAUGGUGACCGUGGUUGCCAGGAGGACCUGCCACAAAGGGAAGCUGAUGGAACUCGCCUCCAUGGUGGUCCUGCCGCUGCUGUUGGGCGGCCUGGGCAUCUACAGCGUCUUCCGGCUGCUGCAGCGGAUGCGGGCCAAAGCCUACCUCAAAGACGCGGUGGUGGUGAUCACUGGAGCCACUUCAGGCCUCGGGAAAGAAUGUGCCAAAGCUUUCCACGCUGCUGGGUCGAAACUGGUGCUGUGCGGUAGGAACGGCGAGCGGCUGCAGGAGCUGUUGCGGGAGCUCUCUGACACGGGCGGUCACCCCAAGAACCCCCAUAACCAUCACACCGUGACCUUUGACCUCUCAGACACCAAAGCUGUGGUCAGCGCCGCAGAGGAGAUCUUGGAAGCGAUGGGCCAUGUGGACAUCUUGGUCAACAAUGCCGGGAUCAGUUAUCGAGGCACCAUAGCGGACACGGUGGUGGAGGUGGACCGGAAAGUAAUGGAAACCAAUUACUUUGGCCCCAUUGCGUUGACAAAAGCCCUCCUGCCCUCGAUGAUCAAGAGGAGGCAAGGACACAUCGUGGCCAUCAGCAGCAUCCAGGGCAAAAUUGCCAUCCCCUUCCGCUCUGCCUACGCCGCCUCCAAGCACGCUACCCAAGCCUUUUUUGACUGCCUGCGAGCGGAAGUGGAGCAGUACGGUCUUGACGUGACGGUCGUGAGUCCUGGCUACAUUCAGACAAACUUGUCACUGAACGCCAUCACGGGAGACGGGUCCCAGUAUGGAGUGAUGGACAAGACCACCAGCCAAGGCCAGGGAGCCGCAGAGGUAGCUCAGGAGGUCCUCAGCGCCGUGGGGAAGAGGAAGGAGGAGGUCCUGGUUGCGGGGCUCACACGUAUGGAUUAUGCAUCCUGCCCCCCACUCUACAUUACAUGGAAAAACAGUAGAGCACAAAGUGGCUACAUCAGGCAGCACAAACAUGCCUCGAUUUAUAAAGAGAAGCCAGGAAUCCUAGAGCCUUGCAUCCCCAUGCGACAUCAUCAUACAGAGAGUGAAUGCUUGGAACAAGCUGCAGUUGGUCGUGGAACAGCAAACUGA